AUGAGGUACCACACCACAGCAGCCACUAUAAUUACGCUCAUUUGCACAAUUAAUUUGAACCAUGCGUUCACACUGGGACAAAGAAAACUGCAGAAGAAAAAUAUUGCGCCGUGUUAUCCGGAAACAUAUCCCGAAACAUUUCACUGUACUUCUUCAGGAUCAUUUCCAAAUCUGGGAGAUGUAGGCUGCACAUCAUACAUAUCGUGCCAGCUACAACCCAAAGGAGGUUAUCUACAGAAUAAGCACGAAUGCCACAAUGGUUUAAAAUUCGAUCCCAAUCUGGAAGAAUGCACAACGGCAUAUAUCUGUCCCGAAUGCACAAGUUCCUAUACAACAACAACCGAUGCCACUAAUUCACAAGUUACAAAUCCGACACCAAACACUCCAACCGGACCGAUUGACGGUGACAUCUACGCGCCGUGCCAACCGGAAUCAUACCCCGAAAUAUUUCACUGCACUUCUUCAGGACAUUUUCCAAACUUGGGAGAUGUAAGCUGCACACAAUACAUAUUGUGCACGCCGCAACCCAAGGGAGGUUACCAACAGUCAACACAUACAUGCACCAAUGGCAAAACUUUUGAUCCCUACGUAGCAAAAUGCUCAUCGACAUAUGUCUGCCCAGGAUGCACUACAACACCCACAGCCUCCACAACCACACAAGUUACAACUCGAGAUACAACCGAUUCUACUACUCCAAAAGUAACAACCACCAAACCACCUACCACAACAGAUGAUGCCAUUACCGAAUCUACUACUCCAAAAGUAACAACUCAGGGUCCAACCAAUCCACCUACCACAACGGAUGAUGCUAUUACCAAAUCUACUACUCCAAAAGUAACAACUCAGGGUCCAACCAAUCCACCUACCACAACGGAUAAUGCCAUUACCGGAUCUACAACUCCAAAAGUAACAACUCAGGGUCCAACCAAUCCACCUACCACAACGGAUAAUGCCAUUACCGAAUCUACUACUCCAAAAGUAACAACUCAGGGUCCAACCAUUCCACCUACCACAACGGAUAAUGCCAUUACCGGAUCUACUACUCCAAAAGUAACAACUCAGGGUCCAACCAAUCCACCUACCACAACGGAUAAUGCCAUUACCGGAUCUACUACUCCAAAAGUAACAACUCAGGGUCCAACCAAUCCACCUACCACAACGGAUAAUGCCAUUACCGGAUCUACUACUCCAAAGGUAACAACUCAUGGUCCAACCAAUCCACCUACCACAACGGAUAAUGCCAUUACCGGAUCUACUACUCCAAAAGUAACAACUCAGGGUCCAACCAAUCCACCUACCACAACGGAUAAUGCCAUUACCGGAUCUACUACUCCAAAAGUAACAACUCAGGGUCCAACCAAACCACCUACCACAACGGAUAAUGCCAUUACCGAAUCUACUACUCCAAAAGUAACAACUCAGGGUCCAACCAAACCACCUACCACAACGGAUAAUGCCAUUACCGAAUCUACUACUCCAAAGGUAACAACUCAGGGUCCAACCAAACCACCUACCACAACGGAUAAUGCCAUUACCGAAUCUACUACUCCAAAGGUAACAACUCAGGGUCCAACCAAUCCACCUACCACAACGGAUAAUGCCAUUACCGAAUCUACUACUCCAAAGGUAACAACUCAGGGUCCAACCAAUCCACCUACAACAACGGAUAAUGCCAUUACCGAAUCUACUACUCCAAAGGUAACAACUCAGGGUCCAACCAAUCCACCUACAACAACGGAUAAUGCCAUUACCGAAUCUACUACUCCAAAAGUAACAACUCAGGGUUCAACCAGCAAACCUACAACUUCGGGCGUCAUAAUUGCGCCAUGUUAUCCGCCAACAUAUCCCGAUUUAUUCCACUGUACUUUUUCAGGAUCAUUUCCUAAUUUGGGAGACGUAGACUGCAAAACAUUCAUAUCGUGUACGAGACAACCCAAUGGAGGUUUCGUACAGAAAAUAGGACAUUGCCCCGCUGGUUCAACCUUCGAUCCCUAUUUGACCGCAUGUUCAACGACAUAUACCUGCCCAAAAUGCCCUACAUCUACAACUACUGUCCUUCCUUCUACAACACUGUCGUACCCUGAUAGAUUUGAAUGUGAUCAUAAUGGCAACUUUGACAAUUUAGCUGAUCCAGCGUGCAAGACCUAUUUUUUCUGUACUAAGCUAGCCAGUGGAGGAUAUUUUAAGGAAGUUCGAACUUGCGCCGGGUCCACUGUUUAUAAACCUACUAGACGAAUGUGCAGCGCCGCCUAUACGUGUCCUAGAAGGUCCAACCAAUCCACUACCACAACGGAUAAUGCCAUUACCGGAUCUACUUCUCCAAAAGUAACAACUCAGGGUCCAACCAAUCCACCUACCACAACGGAUAAUGCCAUUACCGGAUCUACUACUCCAAAGGUAACAACUCAUGGUCCAACCAAUCCACCUACCACAACGGAUAAUGCCAUUACCGGAUCUAUUACUCCAAAGGUAACAACUCAGGGUCCAACCAAUCCACCUACCACAACGGAUAAUGCCAUUACCGAAUCUACUACUCCAAAGGUAACAACUCAGGGUCCAACCAAUCCACCUACAACAACGGAUAAUGCCAUUACCGAAUCUACUACUCCAAAAGUAACAACUCAGGGUCCAACCAAACCACCUACCACAACGGAUAAUGCCAUUACCGAAUCUACUACUCCAAAGGUAACAACUCAGGGUCCAACCAAACCACCUACCACAACGGAUAAUGCCAUUACCGACUCUACUACUCCAAAGGUAACAACUCAGGGUCCAACCAAUCCACCUACAACAACGGAUAAUGCCAUUACCGAAUCUACUACUCCAAAAGUAACAACUCAGGGUUCAACCAGCAAACCUACAACUUCGGGCGUCAUAAUUGCGCCAUGUUAUCCGCCAACAUAUCCCGAUUUAUUCCACUGUACUUUUUCAGGAUCAUUUCCUAAUUUGGGAGACGUAGACUGCAAAACAUUCAUAUCGUGUACGAGACAACCCAAUGGAGGUUUCGUACAGAAAAUAGGACAUUGCCCCGCUGGUUCAACCUUCGAUCCCUAUUUGACCGCAUGUUCAACGACAUAUACCUGCCCAAAAUGCCCUACAUCUACAACUACUGUCCUUCCUUCUACAACACUGUCGUACCCUGAUAGAUUUGAAUGUGAUCAUAAUGGCAACUUUGACAAUUUAGCUGAUCCAGCGUGCAAGACCUAUUUUUUCUGUACUAAGCUAGCCAGUGGAGGAUAUUUUAAGGAAGUUCGAACUUGCGCCGGGUCCACUGUUUAUAAACCUACUAGACGAAUGUGCAGCGCCGCCUAUACGUGUCCUAGAAGUUAG
Messenger RNA from Photinus pyralis (common eastern firefly), 3330 nucleotides. Its product is annotated as mucin-2-like. NCBI's taxonomy places the organism in Eukaryota, Metazoa, Arthropoda, Insecta, Coleoptera, Lampyridae. Gene Ontology annotation, molecular function: chitin binding. Bases 1 to 3330 code for a protein of 1109 amino acids. Gene Ontology annotation, cellular component: extracellular region. The transcript has 4 exons. The record is from RefSeq and is a predicted model, not a curated record.